This is a messenger RNA of Paramecium pentaurelia, 1231 nucleotides long. The record is from the annotation of a GenBank genome assembly. Lineage: Eukaryota; Ciliophora; Oligohymenophorea; Peniculida; Parameciidae.
AAUGGUGAAAAGAUCUAAAUCAAUGGAGAGAACUAUUAAAGAAGGAAAUGAUUAUUUAUAAAGAAUGGAAUAAGUAGAUAGAACAAGACAAAGAAAUAAAAAUGGUUAAUAACGGUAAAGAGCAUAAAGGGUAGCACAAGUAUAAAAGAAAUAAAAGGAAUCCCCUAAAAAAAUUGUAUAAUAAAAGUAAGUUUAAGUAAAAAGAGAAAAAUAGUAAAAAUAAUAAACCAAAACAAAAAAGGAUCUUAAAGCAUAGUCAUAAAUAUAAAUAUCUAAACCUUCAAGAAAAAUUGAAAAGAAAAUUCCUAUUUAACCUUAAAAGGUUCAAAAAAAUGAUAUAGCUGAAUAAAACAUCUAAAAGUAAUCUUAGCCUGUAAAAAAGAACAAUACAUAAAUGGAAGUUGAGAAGAAAAGUGAAAAAAAUGUUUCCAAGAAAGUCGAAAUGAAAGCAGAAAAAAAAGAAUAAGAAAAAAAAAUAAUAUAGCCUCAAUAAUAGCAAUAAGCUAAGUAAGGACCUAGAAAAACUAAAUCAAACAUAUCAGUAGCUUCAGAUGCAAAUCAACCUUCAAUUGGAAUGGUUGACUGUGUUUUUGUUGUAGAUACUACAGGAUCGAUGGAUAUAUAUUUGGAAAGAACAACACAUACAGUUUAAAUGUUAGUUGAAAGAAUAAAUUAACAAUCAAAAAGUGAAUAAGUAAGCGUGAGAUUUGGGUUAGUGUGCUAUCGUGAUCAUCCUCCUUAAGAAGUAACUUAUGUUACAGAAUUGCAUGAUUUAUGUUCACAUAAAGAGAUAUUAAAAGCAAUUGAGUAAUCAGAUUGUUAUGGAGGAGGCGAUGGUGCUGAAGCAGCAUUAGAUGGACUAAAUGUGGCAGCAUAAUAAAUAAGUUGGAGAGAUAGCAGUAAGAUUCCAAGUCUUAGAUAUAUUUUUCAUAUUUGUGACUAACCACCACAUGGAAAAGAAUUUGGAGGGUUUAGUGAAUUAUGGGAUGAAACAGGAUGUCCAUGUGGAUUGAAACCUGACUAAAUAAUUCAUCGAAUCAAUAUGAGACAAAUUCAUUAUAGAUUAAUUAAGGCAGAUUCCAAAAGAUUAGAUAAAUUUGCUGAUUAUUUUAGAGGAAAGAUAGUAAAUUAUGAUGAAGUGACUUUAGAGGAUGGAAUAGCAGAGGGAAUGGAAAUAAAAAUCAGUGACAUGGUUAUUAGAGAGCUUUGUCCAGACAUUCUUCUUGAUUGA